UCCGACCUCGUGGUUUGAACCACAACGACCACUAACUUCGACAACUCACAGCACACGGUAUAUCCAAGAGCAGAGCUCUUCUGUCUACCCUGGAUAUUUGCCUCGUGAAUCGGUGACAGAGCAGGAUGUCCACUUUCGAGCCUGUGGUCGUCAUUGACGGCAAGGGGCACCUUCUUGGUCGCCUUGCCAGCACCGUUGCGAAGCAGCUUCUCAAUGGCCAGAAGAUCGUCGUUGUGCGCUGCGAAGCUCUCAAUAUCUCUGGCGAAUUCUUCCGUGCCAAGCUGAAGUACCAUGCCUACCUCCGCAAGAUCACUCGUUUCAACCCGACCCGAGGAGGCCCAUUUCACUUCCGCGCUCCAUCCCGGAUUUUCUACAAGGCCGUCCGAGGCAUGAUCCCACACAAGACUCCCCGUGGUGCCGCUGCCAUGGAGAGACUAAAGGUCUUCGAGGGUGUCCCACCACCAUAUGACAAGAAGAAGAGAGUUGUUGUCCCUCAAGCUCUCCGAAUCCUCAGAUUGAAGCCGGGCCGCAAAUACUGCACAGUUGGACGUUUGAGUCACGAGGUUGGCUGGAAAUACCAGGAUGUCGUUGCUAGACUCGAGGAAAGACGCAAGGCCAAGAGCUCUGCAUACUACGAGCGCAAGAAGGCCACCCGCAGGCAGCUUGCACAGGCCCAGAGAACCGCCUCUGUGUCUCAACAGACAAAGGAGCAGCUUGCUUCUUACGGUUGUUAGAAUAUCUUGGCGGAUUUGUGGUUUCGAAUUUUCGGUGCAAUGUGGGCAUUGACGAGCGAAUUGGGACGGCGAUCCGAUCGAUGUGUACACAUUCUACCAUCAGGAAGGCCCUUUUAUGACUCAGGGAACAUCGUGAUGGGAGUAAGGAAAUUAAAAAAACAAAAUUGAUUUCUACAUUAUGGCGUCGUUAGGGAUAAGGCUAGUUCAUAGCUCUCUACCACUCCGUUGCUCCAGGCCCCUUAAUCAAGAUGAUCUUUCCAAGCAAGCUC
Coccidioides immitis RS is the source of this 1003-nucleotide messenger RNA. Its product is annotated as 60S ribosomal protein L16. The record is from RefSeq and is a predicted model, not a curated record. NCBI's taxonomy places the organism in Eukaryota, Fungi, Ascomycota, Eurotiomycetes, Onygenales, Onygenaceae. Gene Ontology annotation, cellular component: cytosolic large ribosomal subunit; ribosome. The coding region runs from base 126 to 734 and encodes 202 amino acids. The transcript is spliced from 5 exons. Gene Ontology annotation, molecular function: mRNA binding; structural constituent of ribosome. Gene Ontology annotation, biological process: translation; negative regulation of translation.